Penicillium alfredii is the source of this 3045-nucleotide messenger RNA. RefSeq names its product KAR9 family protein. Gene Ontology annotation, cellular component: spindle pole body; mating projection tip; cell cortex. The record is from RefSeq and is a predicted model, not a curated record. Gene Ontology annotation, biological process: establishment of spindle localization; mitotic spindle orientation checkpoint signaling; nuclear migration along microtubule. Lineage: Eukaryota; Fungi; Ascomycota; Eurotiomycetes; Eurotiales; Aspergillaceae. Bases 1 to 3045 code for a protein of 1014 amino acids. The transcript is spliced from 2 exons.
AUGCAUGCCACAGUUGACGGUCCAACUUUUUCUGCGACUGACCGCGCGACGCACCCAUCCAACGCCCUGGGGAGCAGUAAUCACGACGACGAGCCCUCCCCCACAAACCUGUCCGCGUCCGACAAGGCCCGACCGUCAAUCCUUCGCCGUCUGUCUCCCGCGUUAGCGGCCCGGGUGAAGCUGCUGGACGGCAGCAACAAGGCGACGAACUCGUCUCGGAAUCCCAACGUCGGUCGCAUCCCGGAAAAGCACCUCAAGGAGCUCGACAGUCUCCACCAGGACCUCUCGAUCAAGGUUGAGAGGAAAGGCCAGGCGUGGAGUGGCCCGUCACUCACGUCUCCGGGACUCCAAUCGGAGCACCAAACCCGGAGCGCAUCUAACAACUUGGAAUUGCCCCGUUGCGAUCUAUUGCGAGAGGUGUCAGAGGCGCGCGGGCAAGGGGUAGACUACGCCAACGCGAUCGUGGACAGUCCGGAACUCCCCGUUGAGUCCACCGCCCAGAACCUGGCGACUACCCAGAGCCCAGAAAUUACCACCAGCAACCCGCCUACGUCCUCCAUGUCUGUUGCGGAGCCGGUUCCCGCGCAGCUGCGCGCUGACCCCGAAUCACAGGCUUUGCCCAAUGAUCCCGUCCAGGAUACUCGAACCGACUUCGAAAAAUAUGUCGACGACACGGCAAGGAGCGAAGCGCAAUCCGCGCCGGCACACCCGUCGGCAGACUCCCCGGCAGCGGAUUCUCCGUCAGCCUAUUUGAUAUCCUCAUCCAACCCGCAGUCUUCUUAUUUCAACCCGAAGGGGCUUCAACGGACGGAAUCAAUAUACUCCUUCUCUCGUGCCUCUUUCAGCAACCAGCUGUCUCAGCUAACAGCCAUUCCUCUACCGCAGCCGUCGUCGCUCGAGGCGAGUAUUGCGAAUAUCUCCACGGCCCUUGCGGCGGUCCGAGCUUUGAACGGGGCUGCCGAGCAAAUCCAGAUUUGGAUCAAGAAGGCGUCGGAUGUGCUGAGUGGACUGGAUGCGGAGGAUGAUGUGGAAUGGGCCGCGGCCGGCGGCCGAGAAGGGUUGGAUGGUGUGGACAAGGCCAUCACACGAUUCGAAUCCCUGGUCAACGUCUAUGUGACAGCUAUUGAAAACGUACAGCUACGAGAGGACAUUGCCAACGUCGACUCCGAGAGCUUGCAAAACAUUGUGAGCCAAAUGGAGAGCAUCCUGCAGAACUGGGCACAGAUCAAAACCAAACUCAGGGGCGUGAAAGAGCAGGUGGAAUUGGCAAUGGAAUGGGAGGAGCUGUGGUCGAACGUCUUGGGCGAUGUGGGCAUGGAAGUGGACAACCUGAGUGGGCUGAUCUUCGAAAUGGAGGAGAAGCGACAUCAAGCCCUGAUGGACAACGGCGAAUCCAAUGGCGGUCUCGACAUCAAUGAGCUGGAGACCAUCGUGGAAGAAUCUCCCACCAAGGGCCGAUCGCCCUCGACCAACCGGCUGAGUAUUGGGCCCAUCUUGGCGGCGGCGUCAGGCACGCCUAUCAUCAAGACACCGCAGGAUGACUCCAGUCACUCCAACCUCAUGGCCUUGUUUGCGCGCAUGCAACCUCUGCGGGCGUCGCUGGACUUCUUGCCCAUGCGGCUUUCCAUGUUCCAGUCGCGGGCCGAAGCAAUCUUUCCGAGUGCAUGUGAGGAGCUUGACGAUCGACGCAGUCGCUUGGAGAAGAGUUAUAAAGUGCUUGAGGCGGAUGCCGAAGCUCUGCGCAAGGAAUUGGGAGAGGACAAGUGGAUUCUGGUGUUCCGCAACGCGGGCAGCCAGGCCCAGAAGAUGUUCGACUCGGUCGAGCGCAGCAUCGCCAAGCUGCAAGAGGGGCUGGAGACCGGCGUGCAGUUGCACAGUCCGGCAACUCUGACCAAGCGCAUCGAGAACUACGAGGCGAAGAAGAUGCACUACGUUCCGGCUAUCGAGCGUGUGAUCAUGAUCAUCCAGAAGGGCAUUAACGACCGCCUGACGGUUAACGGCGAGAUUCUGCGGCUGCUAUCCGAUAUGACAUCUCGGACUGACGCGCUCAAGGCUAGUCUUCGCGUGAUGGACUCGUCUCUUGAAGACGUGCAGAUUGUCAAGGGCCAGCAGCUGCGUGACUCGAUCUCCAGCAUCAUCACCAUGGACAGUCCUGCGACGGGUAGUGCCAUCGAAACCCCUGGCAGCUCGCCCGCGUCGUCGGUGGUUCUCGGUGGGAGUGGAUAUAAGGGUUCUUCGACGCCCAUGGGCAGUUCGAGCCGCCGAGAAAGUUCAGUCGGCAGCGCUACCACACGCUCGGCUCUGCCAAAGAGCCGUCGUUACUCGGGCGUGCCACAGCCGGCGUCGACGUUGACGGGUCGCAAGUCCUCCCUCCCUCAGCCCAAUGGGAUUGCGUCUCCAAAUCCAUCCAGGACCAAUCCCGCACUUACACCGACGCCUGCCGCACGCAGAACAUCUCGCCUGCCACCACCAUCACCGGCGAAUAAUCGCCCACGUUGGAACGGCAGCACCAACACCCAAGGGUUGGAUACUGGGCACAACUUCAAGCCUCUCAGCACCACAACUCCCUCUACACACCGCAAAUCAUCCGCCCCUGUCCGUUCAUCGCGGCCAUCAUCGACCAUCCCACUUCCCACUCCGUUCCACCGCGACCUCUCUACCUCGCCGGCCCCCAGUGCCGGUCGAUCGGUCAGCCGUGUAUCCAGUCGCCUCACCUCUCGGAGCCCUGGACGCAACGUUUCCUCUCCCACCCCGAUCCGAUCCUCUCUCCUCGAUCCUCCGCCGUAUAGUCGACUUCGCCGGCCAUCAGGCAUGUCCAACACUCCUCGCAGCCGACAGAGCUUUGCGGGCCUCGGCUCUGCCAAUCGCAGCGCCUCGCAGAGCCACGAUGCAGGUGAGAGUCCCAGCAAGUCGACUCGUCCCGGCACUGCGCUAGGACAUUCCAGCAAUCGCCGGACUAGUCUCCUGCCUCUGCCGAAGCCGCGAAACGAAAAGGAUCGAUCUGCAGCACAGAAGAAGCUGGAUCAACGGCCGCCGUGGCGUUAA